This is a messenger RNA of Anopheles maculipalpis, 2762 nucleotides long. RefSeq lists its product as uncharacterized. Gene Ontology annotation, cellular component: ribonucleoprotein complex; cytoplasm; nucleus. The record is from RefSeq and is a predicted model, not a curated record. Gene Ontology annotation, molecular function: RNA binding; RNA helicase activity; ATP binding. The coding region runs from base 4 to 2754 and encodes 916 amino acids. NCBI's taxonomy places the organism in Eukaryota, Metazoa, Arthropoda, Insecta, Diptera, Culicidae. The transcript is spliced from 2 exons.
AAAAUGCAGUUCCAAGGCGCAGCACAACCGCAUCAGGGUGGAUUCCGUGGACCUCGUCCGGAGAAAAACGAUUUCUACGUUGGCCAGCCCGGCAGCAAGCCACCGCACUUCAUGAAUAAGCAGGGCCCACCCUCGAUUCCUCCGUUCAAUGCGAAUGCGUUCGGAGGCCCGAAACCGAUGUACCAGCAGAAUGCUGUCAAUGGCGUUGGCCCCGGUGGGUUUAACAAGUUUAAUGGUGCAGGCCGUGCAUUCGGUGGCCAACCGGGUACGAUGCCGAAGAAGGACUUCGGUGGACCGAAGAUGUAUGGGCCGGGUGGCAGCAAGCCGUACGGUGAGGACAAGCCAUUCGACACGUUCGGAGGACCGAAGAAGUACCAGAACACGAACCCGGGCAUGGGUAUGGGUAUGGGCAUGGGCGGUGGAUAUGGUGGCGGUAUGGGAAACCGUACCGGGUACGGAAUGCGCUCGGACUAUAACGGCUUCAACAAGGACGACCGUGCUAAGAUUCAGUCCCUGAAGGCAAAGUACCCGGGACAGAAUCUGAUGAAACCGAUGUGGGAAAAUCUGGAACCGUUCCAGAAAGAUUUCUACGUACCGCACCCGAACGUGAUGGCUCGGUCGGCGGAGGAAGUGCAAACGUUCCGCGAGCAGAUGCAGAUCACGGUGAUGGGCAACAAUGUGCCGCAUCCGUGCCAGAACUUUGAGGAGGGCAACUUCCCGGAGUACGUGAUGACCGAGAUCAAGAAGCAGGGCUUCCCACGCCCAACCUCGAUCCAGUCGCAGGGUUGGCCGAUUGCGCUGAGUGGCCGCGAUAUGGUCGGCAUUGCGCAGACCGGUUCGGGCAAAACGCUCGCCUACAUGCUGCCGGGUUUGGUGCACAUCUCGCACCAGAAACCGUUGAGCCGCGGCGAGGGACCGAUUGUGUUGGUGCUUGCACCGACACGUGAACUGGCCCAACAGAUCCAGACCGUCGUCCGGGACUUUGGCAACCAUUCGAAGCCCAACAUCCGCUAUACGUGUGUGUUUGGAGGAGCACUUAAAGGACCACAGGUGCGUGAUUUGGAGCGUGGUGUUGAGGUUGUAAUUGCUACUCCCGGUCGACUGAUCGAUUUCCUCGAGCGUGGCAUCACCAAUCUGCGCCGCUGCACGUACCUCGUGCUGGACGAAGCGGACCGUAUGCUUGACAUGGGUUUCGAGCCCCAGAUUCGCAAGAUCGUCGAGCAGAUCCGUCCGGACCGUCAGGUACUGAUGUGGUCCGCAACCUGGCCAAAGGAGGUACAAACGCUGGCGGAAGAUUUCCUGCGCGAUUACAUUCAGAUCAACAUUGGUUCGCUGAGCCUGGCGGCAAAUCACAACAUCCACCAGAUAGUCGAUGUGUGCGAGGAGAACGAGAAGGAGGGUAAGCUGUUGAAGCUGCUGAAGGAAAUAGCCACCUCGGAUGCGACGAAUAAGAUUAUUAUUUUCGUCGAAACGAAGAAGAAGGUGGACGAUUUGCUAAAGAACAUUGUGCGCGAUGGGUAUGGAGCAACGUCGAUUCAUGGCGAUAAGAGUCAAACCGAGCGGGACUAUGUGCUGCAAGAUUUCCGGCAUGGCAAGAGCACCAUCCUGGUGGCGACGGAUGUGGCGGCCCGGGGUCUGGACGUGGAGGACGUUAAGUAUGUGAUUAACUUCGACUAUCCGAACUCGUCGGAGGAUUAUAUCCAUCGUAUUGGGCGCACGGGACGCUGCUCACAGUACGGUACGGCGUACACUUUCUUCACACCAAACAACGGACGCCAGGCACGGGAAUUGCUGUCCGUGCUGGAGGAGGCCGGUCAGCAGCCAACGGUGCAGCUGAUCGAGAUGGCGAAGCAGGCACCGGGCGGUAAAGGUGGUCGGCUGCGUUACUCGACCCGAGGCAGUUACGGGGGCAGCAGCAGCAUGAACAGCUACCAGCGACGACCACCGUUCAAUGGUGGCGGUGGAUUCGGUGGACCGCCCAAGUACGGUGGCAUGCAGAACGGUCCGAUGGGCGGUGGUGGCAACCGUAUGGGUGGCGGCAUGCCGAACAAGUUCCGUGACGGCGGUAUGUACCGGGGCGAGAACAACUGGAACAAGGGUCCGACCGGACCGGCAAUGAUGGGCGGCGGCCCAGGUGGCUAUCAGUCCCACUCGCCCCAAUCACCACAGGCUGCUGCAGUGGCAGCCGCUUCCGGUCAGCAGAUGUACGAACCGCCACAAGCACAGCUACGUGCCUAUCACCCGAAGAACAUGUAUCCGGGCCAGUUUGAUGAUUACACGGCACUGUUUGCCGGUGGUGCGACCGCAGCUGCACCGGGCGGUGGUAUGCGCUACUACCAGAACAAGGCGCAUCAGGGUGGUCCGGGUGGUAUGCAGCCCGGAUCGCAACCCGGUGCCCGGUACAACCCGAACGGUGGACAGUUCAACAUGGACGGUACACCGAAACCGAACAACGGUCGUGGCACGUAUCCACCGAAACAGUACAACAAUAGCUACGCGGCCGGACCGGCCAAUCCAAGCCAUCAGUAUCCACAACUGGCGGCGGCUGCUGCAGCUGCCGCUGCUGGCCAAACCAUUCCGACGGCGGCACCGGCCGGUUUUACCGGGUUCGACCCUACCGGUACACUGCAGUAUCAGGCAUCGUACCCGAUAACGGCCGCGACCGCUACGUACUAUCCGUACCCUGCGGCUACCGCUCCACCGCCACCACCGCAGGCCCAGGCGGCCCCUGUCGUUCCACCGGUACAGCAGUAAGGUGCCGG